This is a messenger RNA of Ostertagia ostertagi, 1107 nucleotides long. NCBI's taxonomy places the organism in Eukaryota, Metazoa, Nematoda, Chromadorea, Rhabditida, Trichostrongylidae. The record is from the annotation of a GenBank genome assembly.
AUGACUGUCAAGCAGUUGACUAGUGGCAGCGAAAUGGAGUUUUUUGAAGCGUUUUUGAAAUUCUUCGACCGAGGUGGAGCACCACAGCUUCAUCCUAUUCCAAUACUCAAUAAUCUCAUCCGAUCUGCUACUGGUACUCAGUUGAACCAGCUUCCGCAGCAAACGAAUGGUUGGGUUCUUACAAGAAGGUUCUUUCUUGCUGACGACGUUAGCCUUACUGCCACGAAUUCCUCUCCCAUUAUACGCUACGCGAAAAAUAUUGAGGUGCACGUCGAAUUACAGACUAGUCGUGAUGGCAUGAUUUUUCCACCGUACAUAAGCAUCGAUUACGCUGAAACCAAUGAGAACCGCAGCGUCGUUGUUCAGCGAAACUUCAGAGUUACCUACACAACUGAUCCUACACGCCACGAUCGGGAGUUGGAGAUCACGAUGGCAGUGCUGUGCCCACUCUCUGUUUUAUGGGCCGCCAUGAAAGCGUACAGUUGGGGUCGUCGUAGCGGAAAGGCUUCGCUUCUCGAUGCCGCUACCGUACUUCAAUUCUUACUGUAUGAGUGUGCAGCACUUGGGGACGUCUUUUUCGUGGUAUUGACCGCAAUGUCAUGUUGGAUCACAUUUGCCUACAAAUCUCAGACGUAUCCUUUCUACACCAUACUCAACGAGGAACAGGAAUGGGUUCUGAUGGCAUAUUUGAUCGCCACAGCCUGUCUGAAGUUCAUCGCUCUCGUUCAUAACAUACUCCAUAUGAUCCUACAGGAAACAUUUUUUAUCGAUUGGGAAAGACCGCAAAUUAUUGAAAACACACAGCUAGCUCGGCCAGUAUCUCGAGAUGUAUCCAAAGACCGCAAGGAGGUGCCAGUGGUCGUGUGGCGCACAUACUUCGUGGCUAACGAGUGGGCGGAGCUGCGUUGCGUUCGCGCUACGUCGAUUGGUCUACAGCUACUGAUAGUUCUCCUGCUGCUUGAAGCUUUCGACUUCAUGCGAUUUAGUGUUGUUCAGCCUGGUUUCGGCGAAGGUUCACCUUCAUCGGAAUCGACAACAAUGACAAAGUUCGCUGUGGUCAUAUUCUUUUACAUGGUUGUCGGGUUUCUGCAGUGGGCUAUACAAGCA